This is a messenger RNA of Andrographis paniculata, 883 nucleotides long. RefSeq lists its product as uncharacterized. Gene Ontology annotation, cellular component: nucleus; cytoplasm. The transcript has 5 exons. The record is from RefSeq and is a predicted model, not a curated record. NCBI's taxonomy places the organism in Eukaryota, Viridiplantae, Streptophyta, Magnoliopsida, Lamiales, Acanthaceae. The coding region runs from base 169 to 591 and encodes 140 amino acids.
AGUCCAAUUCCCCGAAUUUAUAAUCCCUAACCGUCUGCCGAGCUCUGCUCUGGUGUCGAGCUCUACCGCUGUCUUCUUUCCAUACUUCUUAUCCUCUCUUCUUUCAAUCAAAGAAUUCCAUCGCCAAUCUCACCGUAAUCCCCACACCGAGAAACUCCUGCUUCGGAAAUGGUGUGGGAUGAAUGGUACAACUUCUUCGACGAAGAAGAAGAAGCAGCAGCAGCAGAAGAAGAAUCCGACCGAUACUCCAAUGUCAACUUCGAUUUCUUCUCCGUUUCUUCAAAGCCUAAGGAUUAUUACAAAAUAUUAGAGGUGGAUUAUGACGCUUCCGAUGAAGCGAUUCGCUCCAACUACAUCCGUCUUGCUUUGAAAUGGCAUCCGGAUAAGCAGAAGGAUGGGGAUUGCGCCACUUCAAAGUUUCAGGAAAUAAACGAAGCUUAUCAAGUUUUAAGCGAUCCUGUAAAACGCCGCGAGUAUGACAAGAAAGGAAUUGUGUUUUCGUACGACAGCAACCUGAUGGACUACCUUAACUGCUACAAGGGCCUCAUUCUAACAUGCAAUGGUCUUGGCAUGAAAUGUUCUAUAUGGUGAGUUAUAUACCCGCACCAGUUUGUGUUUAGUAUGAAUGAUGUCUGAAGCAUAUUGUGGCUUAACAUCCAUUCGAUUCCAUUUGGUCGGGCCUCUAAUCUACCAAGUAAUAUAUAUUGAAUGAUAUGAUUUAGUCUAGUUGUAAAUUUAAUUUUGAGCUACUGCCAGCCCUUUCUAGUGUUAUGAUAAAUGGUGAAUAUUACUAUAAAAAUAAUUAAUAUAACUUAUGUUGUAUAAGGUCUGGAUCUGAUUUUGCACAUUUAUUAAAUGUUUCUUCUCAAAAUUAUCUAAUUAA